Molecule: messenger RNA, 1662 nt
Organism: Eremothecium gossypii ATCC 10895
Lineage: Eukaryota; Fungi; Ascomycota; Saccharomycetes; Saccharomycetales; Saccharomycetaceae
Gene: SPR3
Product: septin SPR3
Exons: 1
Coding region: 1-1662 (553 amino acids)
Biological process (GO): cytoskeleton-dependent cytokinesis
Cellular component (GO): microtubule cytoskeleton; cytosol; septin ring
Molecular function (GO): molecular adaptor activity; GTPase activity; GTP binding
Source: RefSeq, marked provisional
AUGAGUGAAAACCAAGGAACUACCAGCGGAGGCUUGCACGAGGAUGACUCUCAGAACUACACGAACUCGGAGACAAUCUCUAUGAGCGCUGAUCAGCGGGCCGUUUCACAAGCCCAGACAUUGGGGUCGCAGUCAGAGACUGCGGCAUCCCAUUCUGGGCAGCAAGCGACACUAGACCCUGAGGAACACCAUACCAGCCUAGGAUACUACGAAGUUGAGAGGAAAGCUGACGAUGGCGAGCAGGAUGCUUCCUCUAAUAAUAAUAUGGAUCAACUUCUAGAGGGAGUGUAUUUUCAGCACGAUGACACAGAAACAAACAAUGCGCACGAUAAGACACGCAAGUUGGUGGAGAAAAAGCCCAUCAGCGACCGUUAUAGAGUGGGUAUAGAGUGCUUGCCGCUACAGCGUGAGUUUGUCACCGCCAAAAAGGGCGGCCAUUUCACCGUCAUGGUGGUUGGCCAAACUGGAUUAGGUAAGACGACGUUCGUCAAUACGUUAUUUCGGACUUCGCUAUUGCCAAGUGUCUGGGAUACCUUGGAGGGGAACAAACCCAACGUGCAGUUCAAGAAAACCACCCGGAUUAUCCGUCACCAAGCUUUGAUUGAAGAGAAGAACAUAAAGCUAAAGCUUACGGUGAUCGACACCCCCGGGUUCGGCGACAACGCCAAUAACUCCUUCGCCUGGUCUCCGAUUAUUAGCUACAUUGAUGAGCAGUUCCGCUCCUAUAUCUUCCAGGAGGAGCAGCCGGACCGUAGGCGUCUAAGCGACAACAGGAUCCACUGUUGUCUAUACUUCUUGAACCCUUCCAACAAGGGCAUUUCCCCGCUAGAUAUCGAAGCCAUGCAAGAGAUAUCCAAACGGGUUAACCUCAUUCCUGUCAUUGCCAAGGCAGAUUCAUUGGGCACGCAAAGCAUAGCAGCCUUCAAGGAGGACGUAAGGCGGAUUAUCAACGCACAGGGCAUCAGAAUAUGCGCCUUCCUAGACGAAAGCGAUUCCGAGUGCCAGUCCGUAAUCAGAGACUCGCCCUACGCGUUGGUGUGCUGCGACAGCUAUGUGCAGAAACCCAACGGCGAGAAGGUCCGCGGCAGGAAGUACAAGUGGGGCAUCGCAGAGGUGGAAAACCCAAAGCACUCCGACUUCUGCCAGCUACGGGAUAUCCUCAUGUCCAAGAACAUGGUCGACUUGGUCGUCAGCAGCGAAAAGUACUACGAGACCUGCCGCUCGCACAUGCUCAUGACGCGCAUCAACCAAGCUAAGGACGGCCUUGCCGCCGAGACCAGCGAAGACAACCUCAUCUUGAAGAAUAUGAACUACGAGGACCCGGACGCAAACGGAAUGCUGAAUUACAAAUGUUACCAGAUAUACAACAAGCAGUACAUGGACGAGCUCAUCAUCGAGUGGUCGCCCGAGUUCAUCCACAAGCAGUGGGAGGCCAAGAAGCGCUUCAACGAGAUCGUGCACUUGGAGGAAAAGAAAUUCAAGGACUGGAAGCGCGCCUUGAUGUUCAAGCAGACCAACUUCAACAGCGAGAUCGAGGAUUUGCACAACCGUGUCAAGAACCUCCAGAUCGACUGCGAGGAGUUGGAGUCCAUCCUCCUCCAGACCGGCGGCCUGGGCAGCAUGAGCAGCAAGCGCAUGAGCAAGCACGAUUUGCUACAAUAG